AGAGAUUCUCAAGAAGCGCUGUGUUUCACUUUUGAGUGCUCGGAGAGUACAUGAUGCGCUUGGGAGGUUUCUUUGGACACCUAUACGCAUAACGGAUAUCGCUCACUCUGUGGAAAGCAAAGAAACUCACUCGGUGGAAGGCAAAGAAAUAUCACCAUGAAGAAGUCCCUUCUCUCCAAGCACGACUCAAUCCGCUGGCUACAGACGCUCGUCGCGUUGGUCAUGACCAUCGGCGUCUUUUCCGUCAUGUGGGAAGUUAUCGCUCUGCACACACAACGAUCUUCGUUUCUCGCGGCCUUCGACGAGCUGGAAACUCAUGUAUCUUCAGAUGACCUGCUGCAUCUCCACUACCUCCAAACCGGGUGCAGAUUAGAGAAUGACACCGUGUUCCCGUGGGUAUAUGCUGCUCCAGGUAACAGUGCCGAUCUCCCAGUUCCUCAAGCCCAAACCAGCACGUCGCUACUGCAUCGAGGUGACCCACGACUGGUUGCCUCACUACGCCAAUGCCCGGACGUGGAUAUCUACCUUCCAUCAUCCGCUCGAGGACCUGCUGGCUGUGCUGCUGUCGCUGGGUCACUCAAGUUCUUGCAGUCACGGCUGCUACCUGAUUGGAUUUUCGACGUUGAACUCUACGACAUCACCUCGCGACACAAAACCAGCUACUUCGAGUUAUGCCCAGACACGCCUAUGCUGUUCCUAGCUCCUGAACAUGUUCUGUCACUUACGAAACAUCCGUCGUGGCCAUCAACUAAACCGGUUUAUCUCAUGGCACCAGGUCUAGAUCUAAAAUCUACAUCGAGAGCUCCAGAGCAGUUCGCACAGUCAGUUCUAGAACGCACCGACGUCGUAUUAUGUCGUACUAAACGCUGCGAUCAAGACGUGAAGGCGUUUCUAGAACCCCAAGAUUCCAUGGACAAGAAAAUCAGAGUUAUCUACACUGGCCAAGUGACUACCGACCCGUCCAACCUUGUGCGAAGAGUACUUGGCGACGGAGCGGCGCGAGAGAAGAACAUGACGGACUUUGCCAGUCCUCGCUUCGCUCAUACAACAUGGGAUAUCUCGUCGAAGCCUACGCAAGAUGUGAUGAACUGCUGGAGUUCUCACGCCAAAGAGCUCCCACCUCUGGAUGUGUACUUGCUAAAAGAGUAUCAAGAUGACAAGCCGACCGAUGGCGAGAGGUUAUACAAGCCGUUCCCCAGUACUAACAGCACCAAGAUCCAAAUUCUAGAUCCGGUCAAAUUCGCAAGGGCGUUCGGUAACAGCAGCUUCUUCGUCUGCCCAACUGCAGCCGACGAUUGCCUCGACCUCGCACGAGCUUCCGGUGGCGUAAUAGUGACAGCGGGUGCGUAUCCGAUGAACGAACUGGUCUCGGCUUCAGAAGGCAUUUUCUUUCCUACUGAACAAACCGAGAGUCGCUCAGACGACUCACUGCUGCUACCACCUGCACCGGUUAACUACCGAAGCUCAGAUCUCUGUGACGCAGUACUAAAGGCACGUCCAUCGACGUCAAUGAAUGACCGCGUGGCUCUAGGAACCCGGGCACGACACCACUUCAACGAAGACGCCAAGUUCUUUAGGCUGCGUAUGCUUGAGCUACGGGCGUUUGCACGUCGUGAACAGCAGGAUCCGAACCUACGUCGUCCCACCUAAAGCGCUAGAGUUCCUAACCAGUACUCGCACGAAGUCAGUACAAUUCACACAAAUACUUGCAUCUGUACCAACUCC
Phytophthora nicotianae INRA-310 is the source of this 1725-nucleotide messenger RNA. RefSeq lists its product as hypothetical. The record is from RefSeq and is a predicted model, not a curated record. The transcript has 2 exons. Lineage: Eukaryota; Oomycota; Peronosporomycetes; Peronosporales; Peronosporaceae. The coding region runs from base 157 to 1650 and encodes 497 amino acids.